Messenger RNA from Eleginops maclovinus (Patagonian blennie), 3023 nucleotides. RefSeq names its product diencephalon/mesencephalon homeobox 1a (gene dmbx1a). The record is from RefSeq and is a predicted model, not a curated record. NCBI's taxonomy places the organism in Eukaryota, Metazoa, Chordata, Actinopteri, Perciformes, Eleginopidae. Gene Ontology annotation, biological process: regulation of transcription by RNA polymerase II. Gene Ontology annotation, molecular function: RNA polymerase II transcription regulatory region sequence-specific DNA binding; DNA-binding transcription factor activity, RNA polymerase II-specific. Bases 234 to 1391 code for a protein of 385 amino acids. The transcript is spliced from 5 exons.
CAGCUUCUCACAUAAGCAGUUGGAGCGCUAGCGGACGGACUUGAAGUGAAGAAACAGACCCUGGAUGACUUUUACUUUGCCUAGACUCCUUAUCGUUCUGUCGGACAAAAGGACAGACAGCAGUGGGCAUUAAAAACAAACGGCAGCCCAAGAUUAACCUGACAGCGUCUCUCGGACUCUGUGUGAAGUGACGGAAAGACAACGGUCUCCACAAGAGGUAGCAACCUCCCAGCAUGCAGCACUACGGGGUGAACGGCUACUCUCUGCACGCCAUGAACUCGCUGAGCGCCAUGUACAACCUGCACCAGCAGGCGGCACAGCAGGCGCAGCACGCGCCCGACUACCGGCCAUCCGUGCACGCGCUCACACUGGCAGAGAGACUAGCUGACAUCAUCCUGGAGGCUCGCUACGGCUCUCAGCACCGCAAACAGCGUCGCAGCCGCACGGCCUUCACCGCACAGCAGCUGGAGGCGCUGGAGAAGACCUUCCAGAAGACACACUACCCGGAUGUGGUGAUGAGAGAGCGACUGGCCAUGUGCACCAACUUACCGGAGGCCCGUGUGCAGGUUUGGUUCAAAAAUCGCAGAGCCAAGUUCCGUAAGAAGCAGCGCAGCCUGCAGAAAGAGCAGCUUCAGAAGCAGAAGGAAGCAUCAGGAGAAGGAGGAAGCGAGAAGGAGGAUGCAGCUCCCUCCACAACCGUCCUUCCUGAGACCCAACUCCCGCCUCCAUCCUCCUCUUCUCUGGAGACAGAGGGUGCUGGAGUCUGUCCUGAACCGCUCGACAUCGAACUGAAUGUCACGUCAGCAGAACACUCUGGCAGCGAGUCUGCGACUGAGGACAAUGCCACAGAUAAGGAGGACGAGGGUAAAUCUCAGAGAGAGGAGAUGAAGUGUGAGAGAGCAGCGACUCCUGAGGACAGCUCUCCAGGUUGCAAAAGACUCAGCCCUAAACUAGACUCUCCCCUGGUCUCUCCAUCUGUGACGCCCUCCUCCAGCGGCGGCCUGUCCAGCACUGGCCCCCUCCCUCAGAGCCACUCUUACUCUUCCUCCCCCCUCAGCCUGUUCCGUCUGCAGGAACAGUUCCGUCAGCACAUGGCCGCCACCAACAACAUGGUGCACUACCCUGCCUUCGACCUCUCUGCCCCAUCUUCACUCCCCUACCUGGGGAUGAAUGUUAACAUGCCCCCCGCACCACUGGGCUCUCUGCCCUGCCAGUCUUACUAUCAGUCCCUGUCCCAUCACGCCCAGCAGGUGUGGAGCAGCCCGCUGCUGCAGGCAUCGGCUGCAGGCGGCCUGGCCAGCCACAACAGCAAGACCACCAGCAUCGAGAACCUUCGUCUGAGAGCCAAACAGCACGCCGCCUCGCUGGGACUGGACACAAUGUCUAACUGAGAAUCAGAUUGUAUGGAGGACAAACUCAAGCCCGAGCCUCGGCACACACAUCACCCCAUCCCACUGUGUGUAUGUGAGACUGUGAUAGUUCUUUAGGAGCAUGCAGGGGUGUCCAAACAUAAAUGAUCACAAGAUGCACAGGACCUACAAAGCUCAGAACAUCAACAGUUGGUUUGACUCUUCUUCACUUCCAAACUGUCUGACAGUCUAACAGUAUAAUCCCAGGACACAAGAACCUGUAAGAUAUUGAAUAUUGAUUCGACGGAUGAAAUGAAUGUCCCAACUCAGAGGACAGCGAACUUAUUGACUCACAUGAUGAUGUUUCCAUCAGACACCGAAUGCUGGACCUUCUUAACAUCUAAAAAAAAUCAAAAUAAGAAUCACUGACAUCGAUGUACACAGCUGAUGGUGGACACACUUGGUUUAAAAAGGACAAUGCAAAUAACGUUUACAAGAACAAUGUGAAUAAAUGAGGCACUUUUGAGAAUUGGGCUCCUCGGCCAGGAGGAAAAAGUUAACGCUUGUGCAGCAGAGAGGCCCUUUCUGUCACAGGACCAUUGACAUUUCAAUUAAGCAGCGUGGUUAUGUACAUAGCAUGUACUACAUAACAGCACAUAAAUACAAAUAAACCUCAAGCCGUGCUGUCCUCAAUAGCAUAAUUAAAAGUGACUAAUUUACCAGUUUAAUGGCCAGUAAUAUGCCACGUUGUACAGAGGCUGGUUUGAUAAUGAGAAAAUGAUUUCAGUGAGUAAAUUCUCAAAGCUUUUAAUUACAUUUUGCCCUGGGCUCAGGGAGCUGGGGCAAAUGCAAUUAUGAACAUGAAUACCAUUUAAGACUGCAUUUAUUAAUUCAAAAGGUCUGUGGCAACAUGAUUGACAUCAUUUAAACAUGAGUUGAUCACUUUGAAUAUGAAAUUAUAUGGAAAACAAAUCUGGACAAAUGAAUAAAUGUCCCGACCCAUGUUUAGUCAGCAGUUAUUCUCGCCUUAUUGAGGAAAACAUGCUUGCUUUUGAAAGCCUGUAAGCACUUGAGGAGAAUCUCACACGUCUCCGAUGUUUUCUGUUAAAGUGUUCUCGAAGAUUAUGUCUUCGCACGAAAAAAAUGCACAUUAUUUUAAUAUGUAAAAUACAAAAAAAAGUCUAUCUAUUAAUGUUUACUGGUAAGGUUAUUGUAAAGUUCAUAUUAUGUUGUACAAUUGAUAACGGACUCAGAUAAAGUUCCUUUUGCUGUCAGAUUGUAAGAUUGUAUUUGCUCACCGGCAGCCCCUUCUUACCCCUCCUCUAUUGGUUGUCUGUGUAACAAUCCUGGGUUGGAUUAAUAUUUUAAAUGUGUUUUGUUUCUACUCUGGAAUUGGCUAAGAAGCAAAUAUGGAUUGCUGCAAGCUGUCCCCUCCUCUAUGCUGUAAUCCAGACAAAAGUGAACAGAUUUCAGUGAAUUGACCCGAGUCCUUUGUGUACUGCUGUCUUGACUCUGUUUGAGUUCUGUUGUUGCUAUUAUUCUAAUGCUGUCUCCCCCCCCCCCACCCACUGUCUCUGUCAAACUACUUGGUCCAGUGGUAGAUAGAUUUAUAAUGGUGGAGGAGAGAGAUGGAGCAGACCAUCAGCAGUGUUGUUUCCUUUACCCUUUCCCCUG